UACCUGUGGUGGCGCUGUCAGAACGAAUCGGGAGAGCUCGCUUUUCUUGUACGAAGCAUAAUUUCUCUUCUCUUCUACGCUUAUCCGUCAAUGGAGGGAAGAGCUGUUGUGUGUUGUAGUUGUCUAACUUGGUCUAGUUUUGGUAUCUCUGAGAUUGUCCCUUGAGAAGGACGGUUGGCUUUUGGCAGUUUUUACCUGCCGGAUUUGCACCAUGCCGGAUCUUAAAUCAAAUUUUGGAAGAUUCCUUUGUUCGGUUGCCAUUUUUGAAGCUUGCGUCCACUCAACGACAAUUAACGCCAAACAGGAAUUAAAGUCGUGGUUCGCCGACUUUACCGACUUGAAAUAUGAUUGCAAAAGGAGCGACACCAAAGACGUGGCGGUGGAUCAGGUUGAUGCCGUGAAGAUGGAAGGACCGGGAGGAGGGAGUGGAGAAAUAUUUUCCAUCGUCGAUUGCUCCCAACGUGGAGCUAUCUUUGGUUACAAUUAUCAGAGCAUGGAGAAGUCGAAGGUCAAGCGAGGUCCUUUCAAUGGCCAUGGCAUUCUGACCUUCCCGAGCCAUAUCAACGAUCACGGGAAAUUCAAACACGGCUUUAGAACGGGCCGAUGUCUAUCAAUUUCCCACCCGGGUAUUAGGUCAAUUUCGGGCAACUUUCUGGCUGAUCAGUUGGAGGGGCGAGUGAUACUCCAAUUCAAAGAUGACACCAUCCUAGUUGGUCAUGCGGAAAAUAAUCACUUGGUGGGGAUCUUGCGUUAUUUCGACAUGGAGCAGAGGAGAGGCUUCCUAAAUGCCUCUGCAAUCGAUGGAACACCGCUGCUCUCCAGCCAAAGCAAUGGAUAUCACCUCUUGUCCAUUUCGACGGAUGAUCGAGUUCUGCUGACGAAAGACUUUGAAUCGUUUUUGACUUGCCAGUCUACCGGCAAUGUCUAUCUUCAAGACUGCCAUCAAGUACUCGAUAUGACAAUUGAUCGGCAGCAAUGCGAUCUGUCUCUACGUGAUAUCGAACAAGCGCCCGAAUCUUUUGCCUUGAACCUUUUGACUAAUGAAAGAUCAAAUGCAGACGCAGGCCCGUUGCAUUCGUCAUUUUGUGCCAAUUCGAAUUGGCAAUCUAACAAGACAUUAGUGGCCAUGAAUCAUUGGCUGCUGGUUAUGCAGUCCCAUCUGAGCAAUCCUUUUUGGGAUAGUCCAUUUGAAGGACAGGCUCUAAAUUGGGAAGACCCAACAAUAUACAUUGAAUUGAAUCAUUACAAAUCCAGAAGGGGUUUAAACUCGUUCCCGUGUACCAUAUCCAGUCACAAGAUGGUGUUGCUGAAAUGCCAAGUGCGCAAUGGCGUGAUUCGGGCCAAAGUUCCGCGCUUCCAAGCCAUUCAGCUCCAACAGUUCUGGAAUAAUCCUGUCGUUAUUUCCUUCGAGACUUCCCUUCAAAGUAUGACAAGGGGCUCUGAUCAGACUGCAAGCUUUUUGACGGAAGAGAACCAAAUCCGACACGGCUUAAUUGGUCGAUUGAAAAAUGGUCGACUCCAUGGCCCGGUCAGGGGGUUUGGACGCGUGAGCAACGACCAACACAGCGAUUGUGGGGCGAAAAUUCGUGGUGGCGAGCUCGCCUACAUCGGCCUAUUCAAAGAUGGGGUGCCUGUUGGACACAGCUGGCGAGGAUUAAUUGGAGGUGCUUGGAUUCAUGGGGAGGUUGGUAUUGACGGGGAUUUCACGGGCGAAUCUAUCACCUACGUCUAUCCAGAUAUGAAGACUGCUUUUGUGGGACAAUUCAAACAAGGAAUUAUGAUUUCGGCCCAAGAGAGUGAAGUCACGGGCGAAAAAUGUCAGAAUGGUAUCAAGAUUCUUAAGUUCUCCUCGCCAACGGGACCAAAUUUUCAUUAUAAUCCUCCAACUAAAAAUUCUUUCGGCGAUCAGCCUUUACUAAGAGAUCCGUUGGACGUCCGAUACGUGCAUUUGAAGCCCUCAGAAGACUUGGACAAUGCAGGAGAAGGAGCUUUUGCAAAGUUUGACGUUCCCUCGGAAACCACCUUCUCGCUUUAUAGUGGUCGUAUCUUAAAUGACACGGAAUUAACGAACCUCCAAUCCAGGCAAAAAGCCGAACUCAAAGAAAAAAAUCUGACCAAUAUCCAGUUGGACGCGGCUUUACAAGACCUUUAUAAAUACAGGCUCAAUAUGGAAACUUGCUUAAAGAAAAUCGACAUACCUCCUGCCUUUGGACGGACCGAGACGUACAAUGCUACAGUCGGGCAUAAAGUGAAUCACCACUUUCUUCCUAGCGUGUCUUUCACGACCAUAGACAGUGCCAGAUUUGGAAUCGUCAUGGCCAUGAAAACGACUCGCAAAGUGAAACAAGACGAAGAAUAUUUGGUCAAUUAUCAAUACAGCCCUUCAUUUCCGUUGCCUUGGUUCCAAGAAAUGUAUCGAAAAUUUGCGCGGGAACAUCCAGAAUUAGUAAGUGAGGAGAUAUUGGUGGCCUUAAAUAAUCCCAAGGAGAACAUCACUCCAGACAUGAGAUCCGAGGAUAUCCAAAAUCUUACGCCUUCCAUUGCACUGACUCACCCUAAGUCAGAAUAG
Messenger RNA from Tigriopus californicus, 2569 nucleotides. RefSeq lists its product as uncharacterized. NCBI's taxonomy places the organism in Eukaryota, Metazoa, Arthropoda, Copepoda, Harpacticoida, Harpacticidae. The record is from RefSeq and is a predicted model, not a curated record. The transcript is spliced from 8 exons. Bases 212 to 2569 code for a protein of 785 amino acids.